Messenger RNA from Drosophila subobscura, 1892 nucleotides. It is a transcript of the gene mol, whose product is annotated as dual oxidase maturation factor 1. Gene Ontology annotation, biological process: protein transport. Bases 345 to 1793 code for a protein of 482 amino acids. The record is from RefSeq and is a predicted model, not a curated record. Gene Ontology annotation, cellular component: endoplasmic reticulum membrane. Lineage: Eukaryota; Metazoa; Arthropoda; Insecta; Diptera; Drosophilidae. The transcript has 7 exons.
AGUUUUCCGAAGACAGACGCUUGAAGCGGACGCAGAAAAAUAAUACGUAAGGCGGACACGUUGCGCAGGCGCACUCGACGAUAGAUCAGCAAAAGCAAAAACCACCAACGAAUACGAAACGGAUUUGUGUUUUUUCAGUUGUUUGCUUUUGUUUCGUGUGUGGUGUGUGUUAUGGCAUGCAAAACGCAUGGUUGUAGAAAAACUUGAAGAAACGAAAAGAAAAAGCCAAAAGACGACAAAAAGUUUGGCAAAAAAAAAAACAAAAGUGGCGCGCUCAAUUCCAAAUUUUUAUAAUUUGAAAACGAUUUCCUCAAACAUCACAGCAAUAAGCCUCAGCAACCAGCAUGAAAGGCUGGUUCGACGCAUUUCGAGACGAUGGGGGACCAACGCUGUACUCAUUCUCCAACCGAACACCAGUCACCGGUGAUGUCUCCAUUGUGGCAGUCUCUGUUUUAUUUGCCACAUUGUAUGUUGCAUUUUUGGUCAUAUUUCCGGGUGUACGAAAGCAGAAAUUCACAACAUUCUCGACAGUCACACUUUCGCUUUUUGUGGGUCUAGUCAUUCUGAUCACUCGUUUGGGAUCCGCGUGGCAUGUGGCACAUGCAACCAUCAUUGCACCGUAUAAAGCCUUCUCACGCGAGAAGCUACCAGCUCGGAUCGGCACCCACAUUGGCCUCAUGCAUGUCAAUGUAACGUUGGCAGCCGUACCCAUUGGGAACUAUACGCCACCGGAUAUCGACUACAACGAGCGCUUCAUGUGGGAGGGUGCCACCGAUAUGAGCGCCAACUAUCGACAUGCGCUGCAGCGUGGUCUGCCCUUUCCUAUACUCACGGUGGCCGAGUACUUUAGCCUCGGCCGCGAGGGCUUCUCCUGGGGCGGACAGUACAGGGCUGCUGGAUAUUUUGCAAGCAUAAUGCUCUGGUCAUCGCUGGCCUCGUGGCUGCUGAUGAACCUUUUGCUGAUUGCCGUGCCACGGUAUGGAGCAUAUAUGAAGGCUCUCACGGGUGCCCUGCUCGUCUGCACCACCGUGGGAUAUCAUUGUCUGUUGCCCAAGCGGCCGUUGUGCAUUUAUUUGGAGGGCGGACGAUUGGAGUUUCACUUUGGAUGGUGCUACUGGUUGGUUCUGGUAGCGGGUAUCCUCUGCUUUAUAGCGGGAGUUCUGAUCUCCAUCAUUGAUCUGGUGUGGCCGCAUACCUUCUCCACGGUGCUGGAGGUGUACUAUGGAACGCCCUAUGACCGCCAUGUGAUCCUGGAGGAGUCCAGCGAUGUGCGCUACCGCAAGCCCCGCAACAGUCGCAGCCUGGAGGAUCCCCCUGGUCUAGGCUCUCGCAUACUGCGACGCUUAAGUUCGAAGGCACGUGACAUGCAGCACGGUACGGCGCCGCGACGUGACAGUCCCGCUGGCGUCUCCAACAGCGCUGGCGGUGGUGAUGGUGGUGGAGGCGGCGUCGAGAACGAGGGCUUCCAGUCGGAUGCUCCCAAGAGUCCGUGGCGCUAUCCCUUCAGGCGUUCCCAGCAGAUGCCACCGCCGCACCAGCAUCCGCUGCAGCAACAGCAGAAUCCCCAUCAGUCGCACCAUCCGCACCAGCACCACCAUCAGCAGCAGCUCCAGUUUGUGGGCGGGCCCGUGGUGAAACAUCCUAUGCAUCAUAUGCAACGCACCAUGUCCCAGGACUCCGGUUCGAGUAUGGGAUCGGCAGCAGUGCAAAUAUCACCGCUGCAUAAGCAUGCUCUGGCCCGAAUGUUGCCUAAUCCUCCCGUAGAACGUAUACGUGACAUGGAUCACUGGUGAUGCCAUUGGACAAACCAAUUCAACAAUCAAUUCUUGACUAUAGAUCGCUAAAAGAAAACGUAGAUUAAAGCUAAAACAAUUGAUGAACAAAAAUGCUAC